AUGCAUCUCCCGGCUAGCAGCGAGUGCCAAAGUCCUCCGGUCUCGAAAAACAUGACUGAUAUGUUUUCCAACCUGCACGACAUGCUGCAGGAGUACCACGGCGAACUGGUGCAAACAGGAUCACCGGCGGUCCUCUGUUCGGCUCUUCCCACGCACUGGCGCUCCAACAAGAGUUUGCCGGUUGCCUUCAAGGUGAUUGCCCUGGAUGAUAUCCAAGACGGUACUUUGGUUACAAUCAAAGCUGGCAACGACGAAAACUAUCACGGUGAAUUGAGAAACGCGACGGCGAUCAUGAAGAACCAAGUAGCCAAGUUCAAUGAUCUGCGCUUUGUGGGGCGAUCCGGGCGUGGAAAAUCGUUCUCGAUCACCAUCAUCAUCAGCUCCUAUCCCAGUCAAGUGGCCACCUACACCAAAGCAAUCAAAGUGACCGUCGAUGGACCUCGGGAACCUCGAUCGAAGCAAAAUUUUGCCUACGGUCAUCCGGGAGCAUUUAAUCCAUUCAUGCUGAACGCCGGAUGGUUAGACGCGGCCUACAUGAACUACGCGUGGUCUGAUUACUUCCGUCAACAGCAGCAGCUACAAGCCCAGCAACAGCAGCAGCAACAACCAUCGCCAGCACAGGGUCAAACCAAUCCCGUCGGAAUAGGCAUAGGAAAAGGAUCUCCAACGUUACCUGCACCAAACGGAACAACUGGACCGAUGCUGCCAACGCCGCCGGCGGAAUUUCUCCCUCUUUCCGCCGGUCAAACAGGACUUCCCAACGGUCCAGUUCUACCCAACGGAGCAACCUACCUGUCGCAGUUUCCUUUCGGUCCCCACGCUGAUAUGCACUUAAAAUCUCCGUUCCUGCCUUACGACAUCUCACCACUCCGUGCCAACGGCCUACGCACUGGCCCCCACCCGCUGACCGCAACCAUCAGCAUCCCACCAAACGACUUCAUCUCCUCGUCACGCCUCUCGCCGGCAUCCUCCCGUAAUUCUAAUUCAUCCCCUCCGUCAACCCUAAAUCAAUCACAAACCAAAAUCAACUCCCCGCUGGAGCUCAACUCCACCGGUGAACAAUCUUCGGCCGAGGAAUCCGACGACGAACACAUCGACGUCGUAAAGUCCGCCUUCGUACCGAUCCUACGACCGCUGCCGACUUCCUCGGCCGACACCAGUUCGGAUGCACUGAACGCCCCGCUGAAAUCGGAAACACCGGACUCGACGACCAGCUCGCCGAAGACCCGCUGCGAUCUGAAGGCUCCCUCGUCCAAGAAGCCCCAGCUGCACGAAAUCGCUCCGAGCGAACCGAGCUCGCCGGAAAGCACGAAACUGUCCUCGCCCAACAUCAUCCUCAAGCAAUCGGCCAAAACCGUGUGGCGACCCUAUUGA
Messenger RNA from Sabethes cyaneus, 1374 nucleotides. RefSeq names its product segmentation protein Runt (gene run). Lineage: Eukaryota; Metazoa; Arthropoda; Insecta; Diptera; Culicidae. Gene Ontology annotation, biological process: regulation of DNA-templated transcription. The transcript is spliced from 3 exons. Bases 1 to 1374 code for a protein of 457 amino acids. Gene Ontology annotation, molecular function: DNA-binding transcription factor activity, RNA polymerase II-specific; ATP binding; RNA polymerase II cis-regulatory region sequence-specific DNA binding. The record is from RefSeq and is a predicted model, not a curated record. Gene Ontology annotation, cellular component: nucleus.